CCAAAAUGGCGACGGUGGAUGAUAUUGAAGGAGGCCAGGAAGACCCAGAGAGUGAAGAUGAGGUGUAUGAGGUCGUGGACCUGACAGAAUAUGCCCGGAGGCAUCAGUGGUGGAGCAGGGUGUUUGGGAACAACUCUGGCCCGAUUGCUGAGAAGUAUUCAGUCGCCACCCAGCUCAUGAUGGGAGGGGUGACAGGAUGGUGUGCUGGUUACCUCUUCCAGAGAGUGGGGAAGAUAGCUGCUACUGCUGUUGGUGGAGGGUUCCUUCUUUUACAGGUCGCCAAUCACAGCGGCUACGUGCAGGUGGACUGGAAGAAGGUGGAGAAGGAUGUGAACAAAGCAAAGAAACACUUAAAGAAGAAAGCAAACAAAGCAGCCCCCGAAAUAAACACAUUCAUUGAGGAGGUAAAGGCCACAGACUUUAUAAAGAGGAACAUAGUCUUAUCCAGUGGCUUCGUCGGUGGCUUCUUCCUUGGUUUGGCCUCUUAAAAGCUGCUGCACAUGCUGCAGCCUCCACUUACUGUGAAUCGCAUCACUACAUAAGUCACUUUUCCUCGCCAUUGUUUACCUCCCAGCCUCAAGUUUGCAUCGAUCGACCUUCUAAUGAACUGAACAAGGGGGGAGGGGGGUUUAUGUUGAACAUUAGAGCAUGAUCUGUUGUGACAGUUGUGUUAACUGCUGUUCUACUCCUCCCUGUUGUUUAUUACACCUGUCGUAGCUAAUUUUCUCCUGUAAGGAAGGGCGAACACACACUCUGAAUCAAUAGAAAAUUUGGGGUGCUUGGAUUGUACUGUAAAGAAUCUUCUGUGGGACCAUCACAGAUCUUAAUCAGACUGCUGAAUAUGUCAAGCUGCCACACACUAGCACCAAUUCCUUUUUUUUGCUGUUUCAAAAUGAGAUUGUCCAUCCACUCAUUUAUUUGCCUGGUAGAGACUGAUCUCAAAUUGCUAUGAUGUGCAGCCGCCAAUGUAAAUAUAUAGCCGGCCCCCUUUCAGAGCUGUAAAUACACACACACACAUACAUGUGAAUAAAUAUGAAAAAAAAACAAACAUGGAUGGCAGCAGAGUGUGAAGUUGACAGCGUCCCCCAGUCUAGUGGUUAGAGGUAUUUUUAUGUAACUGAAGUUUAUGAGGCUUACGUGCCAUUUGAGCAUGUAAGAAAACACAAUUCAGCUUUUAAAAUUUGUCACACUGGCUGGGGGAUGAACAAAAAAAAUUAUUUUCCACUCUGAACAGGAGUUCUUAUUGAUAUACAACACAUCAUGAGCAUAAAUCACAACUAAAUGUUCAAUCUGGGAAUGUUCUCUACUUUACACUGGCCGCAGAGUAUAUUAAAUACAGAUGUGUUCUUUUAAUUCUCAUAAUUGUCAGCUCCACAAUACCAUUUAAUGACAGGAUGAGGAUCUGCUGUAACACUAAUUACCACCAUCACUAAGCUAGACACCAAAAGAGACACCAGACCUGUCAUUAAAGAGUGUAAUGGAGCAGUGAUUGUGACUCCUACGCCCUCGCUAUUGUCAUUGUGCAUUUAGUAGUGUGAGUGUAGCAAUAACACAACAGCGAUACUGCAUUGUAGUGCGUCAUCACAUCAUCUAGAUAUAAACUCUACACAUAGAUGUCCAAUUAUGUUCACAAGUUGCUUAUGUUAUUUCUCGCCUUAUUCUACCAGUGCAAUGUUUCAGAUGGACUUUUUUUUUUUUUAAGCGCAUGUUACAAAAGUGUUGUUUUGUAUGCUCAUGUUUCCCUCAUUGUUUAUAUUUAAUAUUAUUUUGAUAACCUCAUGUGAGCUGUAUGAAUUUUUGUUGGGUUUCUCUUUAUAAAGUUGCCUAAUUUUGUUUUGAGUAAGAAUAAAGUAAGAUUUUAAAAAA
Messenger RNA from Scomber japonicus (chub mackerel), 1866 nucleotides. RefSeq names its product FUN14 domain-containing protein 1. The transcript is spliced from 5 exons. Gene Ontology annotation, cellular component: mitochondrial outer membrane. The coding region runs from base 6 to 488 and encodes 160 amino acids. NCBI's taxonomy places the organism in Eukaryota, Metazoa, Chordata, Actinopteri, Scombriformes, Scombridae. The record is from RefSeq and is a predicted model, not a curated record. Gene Ontology annotation, biological process: autophagy of mitochondrion.